UUGGCUCGCAGUCACAUAAACCUACUUGCCACCGCUCUGCUUUUAUCUGACUCAACUCCGACCAGAAAUAAAUAUGAUCUGGCUUUGCAUCACUUCGCUGUUGUCUUUUACUCAAGUCACCUCUGAUCAAACUAUUGACACGAGCCGCAUCAGAGUUUUCCCAGGAGAAAACCAAAGUAUUGCUGGAGUGUUCCAGGUUAGUAAGGUAAAUGACCUCAACCAGCCUCAGUACUCCUUCAACGCCUCUGAAGCUCGCUGGCUGUGCUCGUCACUCGGAGUGACAAUUGCCUCAAAAGCUCAACUACAGGAAGCUCUCACUAGAGGAUUAGAAACGUGCAGGUACGGAUGGAUCGAUGAACAUUAUGCUGUCAUUCCUCGCAUCAAGGCCCUUUCUAAUUGUGGCCAAAAUCAGAAAGGCUUGGUGGCAUGGCGAGCAGUUGUUACAAAAAAAUUUGACGUGUUUUGCUUCAAUGAAUCAGAUGCUGCAACACAAUUGAAGGAUGCACCAACUGAUAGCCCUUUGAACAGGAGCGAUUACUCAGGACAAUCUCAGUUUCCUUCUGAAACAGCAAAUCCCACAUGGAGCCCACGAUCUACAUUGUCUACCCGCUUGACUCCAAAAACCAUACACAGUGAGGCACAACCAGUAGGAGUAAUGGCUAUACUCUUAACCCUGACCUUCGCCCUUCUGUUUACUGCAAUAAUCAUCCUUGCAUACAGGAAAAUGAGGAGGAGUUGUGUUAUGAGCUCUGACAUGAAGCAGCAGCAGGAAGACAUCCAGACAGAAGACUGGACAUGCGUGAAGAAUACCAAGGAAACCAAGACAGCGGCUCAGGAAGAUGAGAAGAUACAAGUGGAAGACAAUGCAAGUUAAACUACUUUGAUCCACCCCACCCCCCCAUGGACAACUACUCAAUAAUAUUAUUUUUAGAGACAAACGUGCCGAUUGUAUUGUUGGAAAUAAAAUGCCAUGAAGAGCUUUUACUUUUUUUAAUGGUAUCUGAUGUUGUCACAUGGGGCAGUUUAGCCACUAGAGGGCCAUGUUUGCUUUACAUUGCGCAUUAAUAAAACUGAGGACCUUUCAUGCUUUUAACACG
Pungitius pungitius (ninespine stickleback) is the source of this 1097-nucleotide messenger RNA. RefSeq names its product lymphatic vessel endothelial hyaluronic receptor 1a (gene lyve1a). NCBI's taxonomy places the organism in Eukaryota, Metazoa, Chordata, Actinopteri, Perciformes, Gasterosteidae. The record is from RefSeq and is a predicted model, not a curated record. Bases 74 to 874 code for a protein of 266 amino acids. Gene Ontology annotation, biological process: cell adhesion. Gene Ontology annotation, molecular function: hyaluronic acid binding; transmembrane signaling receptor activity. The transcript has 6 exons. Gene Ontology annotation, cellular component: plasma membrane.